Terrapene triunguis (Three-toed box turtle) is the source of this 998-nucleotide messenger RNA. It is a transcript of the gene AAGAB, whose product is annotated as alpha and gamma adaptin binding protein. The record is from RefSeq and is a predicted model, not a curated record. NCBI's taxonomy places the organism in Eukaryota, Metazoa, Chordata, Testudines, Emydidae. The transcript has 10 exons. The coding region runs from base 9 to 953 and encodes 314 amino acids.
GGGGAGCGAUGGCGGUGGCGGGUCCCUGUGCGCUGAUAACCAGCUGCGCUGCCACCUUUGCCGGGGAGGAGCUGGUUAAAAGUAUCAUUGGAACAGAAGACCCUGCUGCAGAUGUGUCUACAAGCGGAGGCGUGAGAUUUUACCCCUGGACAAUAGACAAUAAAUAUUAUUCUGCUGAUAUUCACCUGUGUGUGGUACCAAACAAAUAUCUUGUGACAGCAGAAAUUGCUGAAUCUGUCCAGGCGUUCGUGGUUUACUUCGACAGCACAAUAAAAUCUGGUCUUGACAGCGUCUCUACAUGGCUUCCCUUGGCAGAAGAAUGGUUACCAGAGGUUAUGAUCUUGGUGUGUGACAGAGUAUCUGAAAAUGGUGUGAACCGACAAAAAGCUCAAGAGUGGUGCAUCAAACACAGUUUUGAACUGGUGGAACUGAGCCCAGAGGAGCUGCCUGAUGAAGACGAUGACUUUCCAGAGUCCACAGGGGUGAAACGAAUCGUACAAGCCUUGAACGCCAAUGUCUGGUCUAAUGUAGUAAUGAAGAGUGACAGGAAUCAGGGCUUUGGCCUUCUCAGUACACUAGCAGGUGCAAACUGCAGCAUUGGGUCAGAAGAGAACCAAGAUACAAAACCCCAUGCACCAGCAAUGGACAGAGCAGAAUCUCAUUUAGACAACAGAGGAGAUGUAGCUAGCACAAACAACUUGCAGAUUGACAGCAUUGUAGAUCCCAUGUUAGAUAUGGAUAUUCAAGAGCUAGCCAGUCUCACCACAGGAGAAGGAGACCUGGAGAAUUUUGAAAGACUGUUUUCAAAGCUGAAAGAAAUGAAAGACAAGGCAGCAACAUUGCCCCAUGAACAGAGAAAACUACAUGCAGAGAAGGUGGCCAAAGCAUUCUGGAUGGCAAUCGGAGGAGACCGAGAUGAGAUUGAAGGCCUCUCCUCAGAUGAAGAAAACUAAGUUCUCUGUAGCUGUUUGUAGUAGAGCUGAUGCAAUAUCCUAAAA